This is a messenger RNA of Drosophila rhopaloa, 522 nucleotides long. RefSeq lists its product as uncharacterized. The coding region runs from base 360 to 515 and encodes 51 amino acids. NCBI's taxonomy places the organism in Eukaryota, Metazoa, Arthropoda, Insecta, Diptera, Drosophilidae. The record is from RefSeq and is a predicted model, not a curated record. The transcript has a single exon.
CUGAGAUACACUUCAGUUUUUUCAUCGAGAGCUUGCUGUUCGCAUUUGUCCGCCUGCCCGCGCGUAGAAAACUUGUUACUUAAUUUCCAUUGCUGCCACACGUGCGCUUGACCGUUAAUUGCAGUGCGCUAAUCAGUCGCUUGUCAGCUCAGCUAAGCAAACCCUAAAAUCAGAGCCAAUUAAUCAGCCUGUCUAUGAAUUUGGCAUUACAUAAGAAACGGAUGGCUAAGCGAAAAUAAAAUUUCAACAUUUGCGGAGCGAUUAUUUCAUCAGCAUUCUGGAAACAGCUGAAAAGGAACAGGCAGCAGCACUUAUAGCCAAACAAAAGUCUAAAUCACUGGCAACAAACGAGUGAAAAUAUGAGCUGGGCAACAAAAAAGCAAAGGCAGAAAUGUUUCAACUGUAGCAGCGGCAGCGACAACAACAACCGGAGCAGCAGCAGCAGCAACAGCAACAACAACAGCAGCAACUGUGCGCCUAGCAACAAGAUAAAUUCGUCGAGCGAUUUCCUUUGAUUUGCGC